This is a messenger RNA of Nematolebias whitei (Rio pearlfish), 624 nucleotides long. Its product is annotated as arrestin red cell. Lineage: Eukaryota; Metazoa; Chordata; Actinopteri; Cyprinodontiformes; Rivulidae. The transcript has 7 exons. The record is from RefSeq and is a predicted model, not a curated record. Gene Ontology annotation, biological process: positive regulation of ERK1 and ERK2 cascade; G protein-coupled receptor internalization; signal transduction. Gene Ontology annotation, molecular function: angiotensin receptor binding. Gene Ontology annotation, cellular component: cytoplasm. Bases 199 to 624 code for a protein of 141 amino acids.
ACAGAUCGUGUCUUUGCGGAAGCUCGGAGGAGCCGAGGCGGCGCUACAGCUAAUUAGCAUAAAGUAGUUGCCGCUGCGCUGCUGUGGAUGGACGGCUGAACCGAACCACCGGAACCGACACCGCCUCACCACCGCCAAGGCAACGCCGAGUCCGGCCUCAGUUUGUCGGGAUCGUGUCACCGUCCGCCUGCCGAGGAGAUGGGGGACAAGGCGGGCACCAGAGUUUUCAAGAAGUCCAGCCCCAACUGUAAGCUCACCGUGUAUCUGGGGAAAAGGGACUUCGUGGACCACCUGGACCACGUGGACCCAGUGGAUGGAGUCAUCCUCGUCGACCCAGAGUACCUGAAGGACCGCAAAGUCUUCGUCACGCUCACCUGUGCGUUCAGGUACGGCCGCGAGGACCUGGACGUCCUGGGUCUGUCCUUCAGGAAGGAUCUCUACAUCUCCACCUUCCAGGCCUUCCCUCCGGUUCCUGAGGAGAAGAAAGCCAACAGCCGACUGCAGGAGCGGUUGCUGAAGAAGCUUGGCCAACAUGCACAUCCCUUCUACUUCACAGUGAGUCCAGGUCCCCGGCACCAGAACCAGAACCUCUGGGUCCACAUGAGUCUGGGUCCUGCAGAAUGA